AUGUCGGCAACCCCUCGCGGCCGGUCGUCGUCGCACCGCCGGACGCGGUGCAAGUGCUUAGGCGGCGGCAGCAAAGGGGAGCGCGGCACGCCGUGCUGCUCAUUCAACCCGCUCAGGUCGCUCUUCCGGUGCCCCGGCGGCCGCGGCCGCAGCCGCAGCCGUGGCAAGCAUCGGCAGCGGACGCCGUCCAGGGUCCGUGACGCGCCAGCGGCAGCAGGCGGCGUCCAGCUGCAGCAAGGCCAGGAGGAGGAGCCGUCCUUCUUCGUGUACGCCAUGCCGAACCAGGGCGGCUUCGGCGGCGCCGGCGCCGGCGGCGCCGAACGCAAGAAAAAUAAGCACAGGAAGCCGCGCAUGCCGUCCUUCGGCUCCUGCUUCCGUAGCAGGAAGAAGAAGGAGGAGCGGAAGCAGGCCAGGGCCGCGGCGGCCACUGCUGCGAGCGCCCCGCGCGCGGCGCUCACGCCGGCGUCCUCUUUGCUGACGCACCCGCCAGGCUCCCCCACGCCGCCGGGGAAGACGCAACCUCCGACCCCGUCGAUGACACAGCCACCUUCGCCCGCCCCUACCGAGAACGGCAGCACCGCCAUCAACUCGCCGGCGCCGCCUGGCCGGCAGCCGGCCGCACCGAGGCCGGGCAAGCAGCAGCCGGCGGACUCGCCGCGGUCGCCGUUCGCGCCGCAGAUGCAUCAGCCGAAGCAAGCGGAGGGGCUGGAGAAUCAGGGUUUACCUUAUCGAUAA
Molecule: messenger RNA, 735 nt
Organism: Panicum virgatum (switchgrass)
Lineage: Eukaryota; Viridiplantae; Streptophyta; Magnoliopsida; Poales; Poaceae
Product: nascent polypeptide-associated complex subunit alpha, muscle-specific form-like
Exons: 1
Coding region: 1-735 (244 amino acids)
Source: RefSeq, a predicted model, not a curated record